This is a messenger RNA of Lecanosticta acicola, 1574 nucleotides long. The record is from the annotation of a GenBank genome assembly. NCBI's taxonomy places the organism in Eukaryota, Fungi, Ascomycota, Dothideomycetes, Mycosphaerellales, Mycosphaerellaceae.
AUGCGCGAUGGGACUAGCGAUGCAUCGAGCACUCGCUCGUCGCGAAAACGUCGUGCCACCGGGUCGGAUAUCGCCAAUACGAAGAGAAAGGCUUCAAGUGACGAAGACGACAAGCACACUCUCUUCACAAAAUGGAGCCAAGACCGGGGUGUCCAGAUUCACAACGUCAAACCCGCCUCGCUUUCAGGACGAGGGAUAGGCCUUGUGACUACUGGCAAGAUCAAGAAGAAUGAGCGACUUCUUUUCGUGCCUGAAAAGGCCAUGUUCAAGCCCGAGAGCGAAGCGACAGCAUCGAAAGGAACAACGGUACCCAUGUCUCCUCAAGCACAACUCACUCUCUCAAUAAUGAACGAGUGCUCCAAUCCAGCUUCGCAGUAUCAAUUAUGGCGGUCAACAUGGCCCACGCCUUCCGACUUUAAAGCCAGCAUGCCUCUCUUCUGGCGCAGAGAACUGCAGGCCCAUCUCCCACCAAGCGUGCAGCAACCGCUCGACAGACAGAAAGCAGACUACCAGAAAGACAAAACAGCGCUUCAACAAGCGCUAUCCUCUCCGGACUUCGACUACUUCUGGGCCAUCGUCAACUGUCCGUAAACUCCGCAUACCCAUGCUCGUCGGUCUCCGAGAUCCGCUGACUUUCUUUGUGGAGGAACAGCCCGUAGUUUCCACUUCAAGCCCGCGGGCAGUAGGCCUGGUCACAUGGUCCUGUGCCCUUUCGUCGAUUACAUGAAUCAUGGGGCGAGUGGACAGGAUACUGUGAAUGUGAGACAGACGCCCAAGGGGUAUGAGGUUACUGCGGAUCGUGACUAUGGUGAGUUGCAACGGUCCUGCCUUUUGCCCGCUCUCGCCAACAUUCUUUUCUUUCCAUUCCGUCUCCUGAUUUGGUGUCCUGUCGCUGCGUCUUUCCUUGUUUCUACGCUCCUAGCACGGAAUCCGCGAUCGAAUGGCGUGGGCAUGAAACCACACAUCGGCAAAACAGCUAGACACGUCAAGCUAAUGCAUACCAUAGAAGCUGGCGAAGAGAUCCUAGCGACAUACGGUCCUCACUCCAACGACAAACUUUUGGUCCACUACGGUUUUAUCAUCGAUACCAGACCAGGCGAGCCCUCCGAUGACGAUAUCCGUCUGGACCACAUCCUUCUCCCAGAGAUGUCACCAGAGACUAAAAGAGCAUUACAGGUACCCCACCCUUCCCCACACCCAUAGCUUCUUCGUGUUGUCUGACCAUGUCGGCUUUUGCACCCUAGGAUGUCGGCUUCCUCGGCAACUACGCGCUCGUACCCGCCACCAACGAACUCUGCUUCAAAACCCAAGUCGCCGUGCGUGCGAUUCUCAACACGGCCAAUGAGUGGGAAUACUACAUCGCGAACGGCGAGGAUCUCGCUGCGGACCAGACGAAAAGGGUUGAGGAAUGGGUUCGACCGAAGCUGUUGGCACUGAAAGCUUUCGCCAGGGAAAAGAUUGUCGAGGUCGAGGCACUGUUUGUGGGAGAGGAUGAGGCGGAGGCCGUGAGGUUGUUGAAGGGAAGGUGGUGGCAGGUGGUGCAUGCUGUUGAUGCAUACAUGGGAAGGUCAUGA